Messenger RNA from Glarea lozoyensis ATCC 20868, 930 nucleotides. RefSeq lists its product as uncharacterized. The transcript has 3 exons. The record is from RefSeq and is a predicted model, not a curated record. Bases 1 to 930 code for a protein of 309 amino acids. Lineage: Eukaryota; Fungi; Ascomycota; Leotiomycetes; Helotiales; Helotiaceae.
AUGGUCUUGCUAUGCCCCCGCAUACACUUUUACGAAAUCAAUGAUCAGGCGUGGUUUCCGCAGUAUUUACGAGAGAAAGUUCAAUCCUGCCUUACAUUAUGUUGGACGUUCCGAGCACCACUUCUACAGAAAGUAUCACCGGCGCAACUCGUUGCAAGCACUUUAUACCGCGCACUUUCCGACGAUGUAACGAAAUAUACAUAUGUUGAUUUCUGCGCCGGCGCAGGUGGACCAACACCAUUCAUCGAGAAGGAUUUGAACUCGCAGCUUUCCUCUACGGGACCGGAAGAAUCUACCACAAAUACAGCUUCUGCAAGUGGCUUGAAGUCUCGGACGCCUAAUACGAAGAGCCUGCUAACGAGCAAGGGAAAUGUCAAGUUCGUCUUGACCGAUUUACACCCACAUAUACCUGACUGGACGGAAGCAACAAAGCGCAGCGAGAACUUGAGCUAUAUGGCGGAAUCCGUUGAUGCUGCUGAUGCCCCAGCUAGUCUCAAUGGAAACGGAGAACAAAAGAUUUUCAGGUUAUAUAAUCUUGCCUUCCACCACUUCGACAACCAGCUAGGUUCUGCGAUCCUGAAGAACACUAUCGAAACCGCAGAUGGAUUCGGCAUAUUCGAACUUCAAGAACGAACGAUGUCCUCCCUGAUUACAGUUUUCUUCAUGGGUCUACUCAUGUUUUUCAUCACCCCGUUCUACUUCUGGCGAUCUCCGGGCCACCUCUUCUUCACCUACGUCAUUCCUAUAAUACCUUUUGUUCUGGUGGUUGAUGGAUACAUCUCUUCUCUGAGGACAAGAAGCGCCGAGGAAGUCCAAGCGCUCAUGAAAAGUUGUGGUGCUUCAUGCGAUGGCUGGACCAUCAAGAGUGGUGCUGACCAGCACACUUUUCCCACGGGUUAUAUGACUUGGAUCAUUGGAACCAAGCAGUAG